GGAACUCUCCCACUGAAACUGUCCAGAGACCCUGGUUUCAUUCUGGUUCUCUCUUUUUUUUUUUAACACUGUUUUCUCUUUCGCAGUGCUAUAUCCAAUAAGCAAAAAAAAAAAAAAAAAAAGAAAGAAAAAGAACCGUAUUACUCAGUCUCUCUCUCACACUUCGCAGCUCACUUUCUCCAUCUAAAAAAAAAUGGCUCAACUCUGUUCCAAGCCAACAACCGCCAUGUUCACAGGAAAAACACACCACUCUUGCUCCUUCCUCUUCGUCGUUCUCCUCUGCAUUCUGGGUUUUUAUGCGCUGCAUUAUCCACAGUCUGCACCAUCAUCUUCCGCCCUCCGAAAUGCUCUCCGUUUCCGCCAAACAUUCCUCUCCGCCGCCACCAACCGUACGAUCGCUUCCUACCUCCGCGCCCUCACUCUGCACCCUCACCUCGCCGGAACAAAACCGUCCCUGGAAACCACAAGCUACGUCGAAACCCACUUCAGGGACUACGGUUUGGAAACGCACAGGGUCGAGUACAAGACCCUUCUGUCUUACCCUGCGCACGCCUCGCUCUCGGCGCAUUUUAGCAACGGGAGUUACGUGGAAUUGCCGUUGAUGGAGCUCGGUCUGCCUGAUCAUCAGGCGAGUCAGGGUUUGGUACAACCCUAUCACGCGUAUUCUCCGUCUGGGUCGGCGCACGCGAAGGCGGUGUUCGUGAACUACGGUAGGGAUGAGGACUAUCUUGCCCUGGCUGCGCUCGGGGUGAACGUUAGCGGUUGCGUAGUGAUAGCGAGAAAAGGUGGUUUGUCUAGGGGUGCGGUUGUGGAGAAGGCCGAAGCAAACGGGGCUCUGGCGGUGCUAUUGUACGCCGAGGGUGAAAGGUUUAGGAAGGGUUUUGAAAGAGGGACUGUGAUGAAGGGUUUGGGGGACCCACUGAGCCCAGGUUGGGCUGGGGUUGACGGUGCCGAGAGCUUGGAGUUGGAGGACAGUGAAGUUUUGAAAAGAUUCCCCAAAAUUCCAUCCAUGCCCUUGUCCUUUGAGGCCGCCGAGAUCAUUUUGGGAUCGCUUGCCGGAGCUCCGGUGCCAAACGAGUGGAGAGACACGGCGCCGCUGCUUCAGUCGAAGGUAGGCGGUGUCGGUCCGGGCCCGACAACUGUGAACUUCACCUACCAGGGGGAAAAUAAGAUGGCAACAAUCCAUAACGUUUUUGGUCUUAUAAGAGGGUUAGAAGAGCCUGACCGCUAUGUGCUGCUUGGCAACCAUAGAGAUGCAUGGACAUAUGGGGCUGUUGACCCCAACAGUGGAACUGCAGCACUACUUGACAUUGCUCGUCGUUUCUCCCUCAUGAUGCGCUCAGGGUGGAACCCUCGAAGGACAAUCAUCCUGUGCAGUUGGGAUGCAGAAGAGUUUGGGAUGAUAGGAUCUACUGAGUGGGUUGAGCAAAACCUUGUAAAUCUGGGAUCCAAAGCUGUUGCCUACCUUAAUGUUGACUGUGCAGUUCAAGGACCAGGAUUCUUUGCUGGCGCAACUCCCCAACUUGACAGUCUCCUUCUUGAAGUCACGAAGAAGGUCAAGGAUCCUGACUCGGAGGCUGUGACAAUAUAUCAGCAGUGGACAGCCACUAAUACUGACAUCAGCAUUCAGAGACUUGGUGGGGUGGAUUCUGAUUUUGCCCCAUUUGUGCAGCAUGCAGGGGUUCCUUCUGUUGAUAUAUACUAUGGAAGAGAUUUCCCUGUCUAUCACACUGCUUUUGACUCCUAUGAAUGGAUGACAAACUAUGGAGAUCCUUUGUUUCAGCGCCAUGUUGCAGUUGCUGGAGUUUGGGGACUUCUAGGCCUUCACUUGGCUGAUGAUUCAAUUCUUCCUUUCAGUUACCUCUCUUAUGCAGAUCAGCUAAAGGAGGGAUAUAGGAAUGUUUGGAGCAACUUGUUGGACACGCCUGUUACACUAAAUCCACUAAUGACAUCAAUUCAAGAAUUUGUCACUGCAGCCAAAGAGGCUGAGAUUGAAGCAAAGAAACUGAGAGAGCAAGAAACAACAAGUGACUUGGUAACAUUGAAGAAGCGGGCAUUAAACGAUCGGCUCAUGCUUGCUGAAAGAGGCUUCCUUGAUGCAGAUGGACUUCAAGGACGACAGUGGUUCAAGCAUCUUAUUUAUGGUCCUAUUGAUUAUGAAAGCAAACUCCAGAUGUUUCCUGGAAUAUCCGAUGCAAUUUCUCGGGCAAGAAAUAUGAGUGAGAGACAAGGGCAGGCCAUAAUUGAGCAUGAGAUAUGGAGGGUUGCCAGAGCCAUACAGAGGGCUGCCAGUGUCCUUAGAGGACAAUUUACCUGAGAAAAUAUUGGAAAAACUUGCAUCAUAUUGGGGGGGUGGUGGAAGAGUUAGGUAACUCUAUGUACGAUUUGUAUAUAUGUGAGAUGAGUAUCUCCAUCAUGUGAAGUAGGUUUUUUUUUUUUUUUUUUUUUUUUUUUUUUUGUUUAAUUGUAAGUAAUUAGUAGUAGUAUUGCUUUUACUUUUUAACUUUGGAUUCCCUCCUCUCGCACUGUUUUUGUAUUAAUUAUGAUCAGCUAAUGAAAAAUAUAUAUAAUUCCUAAAAAUUUAAACA
Molecule: messenger RNA, 2588 nt
Organism: Ziziphus jujuba (common jujube)
Lineage: Eukaryota; Viridiplantae; Streptophyta; Magnoliopsida; Rosales; Rhamnaceae
Product: probable glutamate carboxypeptidase AMP1
Exons: 10
Coding region: 194-2317 (707 amino acids)
Molecular function (GO): carboxypeptidase activity
Source: RefSeq, a predicted model, not a curated record